AUGAAACUCCCGGCUUUCCUGAGACUGCUGGGUCUGGUGCUGCUGGGGGCAGGGACAGCUUCUCUCCCCAAGGAGAGGAAGCGGAGAGAUCAGACGCUCGGGGAAGGCGAUUCUUACGCAGUCCUGGGCAACUAUGACCUGGGCCCAGACAACUACGAUGAGGUCAUUGACCUGAGCGACUAUGAGGGGCUCAUGGACUAUGGGGACCAGCUCCCCGAGGUCAUAGUGACCAGCCUGGUUCCUCCAACCAGGAUUGGUUCCACACAGAGCACAGUGACCCCGAGGACACGCUCUUCAAAGCCCGCGAUGAGCCGGCCUACGAUGCUGGGCGUCCUGGACUCGCCAAGCAGCCACGGCCUGCCCACAUGUCUGGUCUGCGUGUGCCUUGGUUCCUCCGUGUACUGUGACGAUACUGACCUGGAGAACAUCCCUCCUCUUCCCAAGACAACUGCUUACCUGUACGCCCGCUUCAACCGCAUCCGCCAGAUCCGCGCCAGAGACUUCCAAGGGCUGACAAAACUGAAGAGGAUUGACCUUUCCAGCAAUUCCAUCUUCUCCAUUGAUGAUGAUGCUCUCCGGCUGUUGCCUGCCCUGCAGGAUCUGAUCCUCCCAGAGAACCAACUGGCAGCUCUGCCCAUGCUGCCCGCCAGCAUUGAGGUCCUGGACGUCCGCCUGAACCGGCUCCAGAGCUCGGGGAUACAGCCCGAAGCAUUCAGGGCGCUAGAGAAGCUGCAGUUCCUCUAUCUGGCUGACAACCUUCUGGACUCCAUCCCCGGGCCUCUGCCCCCGAGCCUGCGCUCGCUGCACUUGCAGAAUAACAUGAUAGAGACCAUGCAGAGCGAUGCCUUCUGUGACUCCGAGGAGCACAAACACAGCCGGAGGCAGCUGGAAGACAUCCGCCUGGACGGCAAUCCCAUCAACCUGGGCCUCUUCCCCAGCGCCUACUUCUGCCUGCCGCGCCUCCCCACCGGCCGCUGCUGCUAG
Molecule: messenger RNA, 984 nt
Organism: Callorhinus ursinus (northern fur seal)
Lineage: Eukaryota; Metazoa; Chordata; Mammalia; Carnivora; Otariidae
Gene: OPTC
Product: opticin
Biological process (GO): bone development; articular cartilage development; collagen fibril organization
Cellular component (GO): extracellular matrix
Molecular function (GO): protein binding
Source: RefSeq, a predicted model, not a curated record